Molecule: messenger RNA, 1012 nt
Organism: Blastocystis hominis
Lineage: Eukaryota; Bigyra; Opalinata; Blastocystidae
Exons: 4
Coding region: 254-1012 (252 amino acids)
Source: RefSeq, a predicted model, not a curated record
CUAAAAUUGGGUCGUUUCAAUGUCGGCUGAUAUUCUUUGUGACAGCGAUUCAGCACAGGAUUUCGGGCACUACAUUCCCUACCAUUUGGACUCAGAGCCGGGAUCGACUGUGGAUGUCUAUGUGGACAGGUUGUCUAUGUGGGAAAAGAUGGAAGUCUAUCUGAAGCUGAUCAGCGUGCCUCUUAUUAUCGUUGCGGUAACCGUGGUUGGGUUCUUGCUGUCUUUCUUUCGUGAGAUCAUCAUCCCGGUCCUCAUGGCACUUUUCUUGUUUCAAAUAUCCAAGCCCAUCGUGCUAAGACUUCAUCGUCCGAUCAUCCCCUACUUUACUUUUGAAGAGGAGCCUCUUCCAGAAGAAGAACAUUUGCUCCUAAAUCCGAAUGAAAGGAGACCAGGAGGAAAGAAACGUUUUAUUCUACACUGGGGAACUCCCUAUCGCCCCAUAUGCUCUCUGAUCACCCUCAUCCUACUGUUCGGUGGUUUGUUUCUCCUUAUCUACCCUGUAACUGUUUCUAUAAGUGAUUUUAUUUCACAUGAUUACAGCAUUUAUGUGGACAAUGCGCUCGAUCUUGUAGACACUGCCGAGGUCUGGUUCAACAAUACCCUAGGCCUCGAUAUCGAAGAUCUGAUUGACGAGAUGUCAAAGCAUAUUUCACUAAGCAAAAUUCUCGAUUCCCUGACAAAGAUUGUAUGGAAGUCGAUUGUAUACUGUGGUUUUACGAUCAUUAUUUACAUGUUUUUGCUUUUUGGCUCUAGCAUGCGUAAAUUCGACGAGUCUUCGAUUCGUUACAAAAUCGAAAACCAAGUACUCCAUUCUUGUGAGUUUUCAAAUACAAAGAUCACUCGGUACUUGCUCAUCAAGACUGUUCUAUCUUUCAUUGCAGGCGGCCUUGUUUUUUUGUUAUAUGGCCCCAUUCUACAUCUCCCCAUGUCUCUCAUUUUUGCUCUCAUCUUUUUCGUGUUGAACUAUAUCCCCCAUAUCGUACCCGUCCCUAUUUCAUACCUAUCUCGUUAG